UCACACUGUCUGAAACGCGAAAAGGUGCGGGGGCGCGGAAUCUGCGCUCGCAAAGUUAAUAUUUUUAUUAAAAAUAAAACCGUGCAAUGUGAUACAGUUUCGCCUGCGUGCGGCCGCGAAAAGCGCUCAAUGAUAAAUGCCAGUUGCAACAGUAGCAGCCACCAAAAGUGAAAGUAUUUGCAUACCGAACGGAGUGGGUCACUAAGGAAGAAGAGGAAGGAGAAGCUAGGCAGACAAACAGCGAAACGAAGCGGAAGCGAGGAGAAAAUCGGAAAUAAAGUGCAUUAGAAAUAGGUUAAAAAUCACUGCUCAACGGUCAAUUUGAAUUAGUUAAUAACUCCCGCCAGUGCAAUUUAUAUAUGUGACGAAAAUUAGUGUUUUGCCGAGCAGAGAGUGGGCGAGUGAGAGCGAGAAAGAGCGAGAAUGGGCACAACUAAAGAGCAACAAAAUGAAGGCGACGCCGCAGCAGCAGAGGCGGCCGUGGGCGCCACCCACACAACACCAACGCAACAUCAGAGGAAGGAGACAGAAGAAGAAGAAGAGAAGACGCUUCCCACACCGCCAGUGGUAGCCUCAACCAUGGCCACAAAUGCCGCCAAAAAGAUACGCCGAGCCUUCUCCAUGCCACGCAAUCCGUUUCGCUGGUCGCGUAAAUUUAAGACAGCAGCCGCAGCGGCAGCAAUAGCAAGCGACGCAGAGUCUGGAGCCGGCAAGGAUAAUGCAGGGGAGCGUCGAGGCAGCCAUACGGCUAUUUCGUCCUGCGUAAGCGGCGGACGGGGACGCAGCGGCAGCAUUAUUUCUCUGAGCAGCUACGAGGCGGCGCCUGGAGACGCCGCAGCCACCACCACCACCACCAAUACAUAUGCCAAUAGUAACAGCAACCACACCAAUAACAGUACCAGUAACAGCAAUAAGCGGGCACGUGUUCUGCGCCGUUCGUCCUUCAAGAAAUUUCUGAAUCGCAUUGCUCAGCAUCUGAGCGCAACGGUGAAUGUUGGAUCGGAGGAGCAGAGCUCUGCUGCCGCCAGUCGGGUAAACUUGAUAGACAUCGUUCCCUUCUACACCGGAUGCUGGCGCAGAAAAGAGGCGAAUAAACACCGGCAAACGAAUGGAUUGGGAUCGGCGAGCAGCGGCGGAGGAGGAGAUCGAGUGCCUCCCAUUGGAGGCUAUCAGUGGCCGCCGGAUCAGACGCCAGGAGUGAUGGGGCUGAAGAAUCAUGGCAACACCUGCUUCAUGAACGCCGUGCUGCAGUGCCUCAGCCACACGGACAUUCUAGCCGAGUAUUUCGUUUUGGACCAGUACAAGGCUGAUCUUAAGCGCCGCAAUAAGAUCAAUUCGCGAAAGUUCGGCACCAAGGGAGAGCUCACCGAGCAGCUGGCCAAUGUGCUGAAGGCCCUAUGGACAUGCCGCAACGAGAGCGACCACAGCACGGGCUUCAAGGCGGUGGUGGAUCGGUACGGGACGCAGUUUCGCAGCUCCACGCAGCACGAUGCACAGGAGUUCCUUUUCUGGCUGCUGGACAAGGUGCACGAGGACCUCAAUACGGCCAGUAAGCGACGCUACAAAAGCAUCAAGAACUCCUAUGGCCGGUCGGAUGAGAUCAUUGCCGCCGAGACACUGGCGAAUCACAUACGGUGCAACAAUAGCUUCGUGCAGGCCGUGUUCCAGGCCCAGUUCCGAUCCUCGCUGACGUGUCCGCGCUGCAAGAAGCAGUCAAACACUUUCGAUCCCUUCCAUUGCAUUUCCGUGCAGCUGCCGCAGCUCACACAGCAGACGAUCUUCGUUACGGUGGUGUACAUGAAGCAGCAGCCGCGACAGAUCAAAAUGGGGCUGAGAGUGCCGGCCGGAUCGCCGAUUGUGGCCCUGCGGGAGCAGCUGCAGACGGACACGGGCAUUGCGGGGUCGCGCAUGGUGCUGGUGGACCUCAAUGCCGAGGGAUUCACGCGCGUCUUCUACGACACUCAGCCCGUGGAGACGCUCAGCAGCAUCGAGAGCAUCUACUGCAUCGAGGUGCCGGAAGCCCAGGCAAAGAUCGGCGCCACCCCAAAGGCCGCUCCCUCCCCAUCGGCUCCCGAAGCGGCAGAAAAGAUCGCCUCUGCCCCAGCACCUGCAGCCGCCCCACAGGCAGAUCUGCUCCUUCUAGUGGCCAACGUGUACAAAGCAAAGGACGGGAAAGACAUGACCCGCUUCGGGGCCCCGUUUAGUAUGAAAGCCCCGCGCGACUGCUCCUACCAGGAUCUACAGAAGCGGAUGCUGCGCGAGAUGUCGCCGCUGCUCAAGCCGGAGGUCUUCUCCUACACAACGCCCCUGGCGGACAUGUUCCGCAUCCGGCUGCAGGACCCCUCCGCCGACCCCGACACCUACCUGGAACAGGUGGAGCAUCCGCUGCUCACCGAAAUGAUCGACAUGGCCCUCUCAGUGCUCGCCUCGGAGGCGGGGCCACCGCACAUCAAGCUCCUGCUGGAGUGGAACUCGCCCGAGGAUCACUUUCUCGCCCGCCAGCAGGAGACCGAUGAUGAGGCCGUCGUUGAGCACGAGAGCGUGGCACGGCUAAGCGCCAGCAAGGCCAAAGAUACCGCCGCCCUAACGCUGGAGCAGUGCCUGGAGCACUACACCAAGGCGGAGACGCUCAGUGCUGAGGACGCCUGGCGCUGUCCCCACUGCCAGCAGUAUCUGCCCGUGGUGAAGACCCUGGGCCUGUGGUCACUGCCCGACAUCCUGGUGGUCCACUUCAAGCGCUUCCGCCAGCACCAGUCGAAGGGUCCGCAGGCGGCAAAGCUCACCACGAUGGUCAAGUUUCCGCUGACCGCCUUCGACAUGUCACCCCACCUUGCCAAGGGUGUCCACGAGAGCGCCACCAGCAGCUCCCUGGGAAUCCUAGAUGGCGGCGGUCGCGGCUCGAAUCUGUGGAAGCGAGCGCGAUCCGGCGACUCGCGCUCUUCCACCCUUAACUCUCGCUGCGACCCCAAGGACACGCGGUACGAUCUGUACGCCGUUUGCUACCACCAGGGCGAUACUUUGGAGACGGGCCACUAUACGGCAGCCUGCAAGAACCCAUACGACCGGCAGUGGUACAAGUUCGAUGACCAGCGCGUGAGCAAGGUGCCCGAAGAUGAUAUCGAACAGGACAUCAUCAACAACGAGGCCUAUAUGCUUUUCUACCAGCGACGCAGCGUAGAUGCCGGAGAGUGCUCCGGCUCCAGUUCUAACUCUGGGGAUCACUGGGUCUCCCGCAUUGCUCCAGCCCCAGCUUCGGCAACCUCUUCACCGGCCGACUCAACAUCUGGCAAGGAGAACGACGGAGCUAUUAAGGCGGAGGCGGGCUCCAGCGAAGUGGCCGAAAGUGGACCAGCCGCGGAGAAGGCCCAGUCCAAGCCCGUGAAUAUUCCACUUGUGAAUGAAGAAGUUGCUCCAGAAACCACAGAAGCUGUGGCCCAAGAAGAACCCAAAGUCGCCGCCAACGAACUCGCAGCCCUCCCACUCAACAUUGAGGAGCUGGACUUCGCCGAUGCCGAUGCGGAUGUCAGUUUGAGUGAAGAUGCCAAAAAUGAGAGGAUAGAAGCUCCAGCAGAGCAAAGCCAAACAACUGCAGCUGCAGCACCCAAAGCUGCAGCGGCUAUUGAGGAAGUCACGCACAUUUUUUCCAUGGACGAGGAGCAGAAAGAAGAACCGGUGGAAGUGACAAAGGUCAUCAGCAGGAGCGAAAUACUACCCGAGAGUCUGCCCACCGCUGAAGUGGUUCGGACCAAUGGCCAUGUGAGCCCCUCCUCUAGCUCGGCUUCGUCGGAGAGCUCGCUCUCGUCGCGUUCCUCGCCACGUUCGCUUACCACCUCCGUGGCAGCGGCAUCCACGCUGCAAAACAAACUCAACGGCCACAUGAAUACCGCAUGCUCGAGCAAGUUCAAUGGGAAUGGGAAUGCGAAUGCGAAUGCCACACACCCGCAGCUAUCGUCUAGCCUGCAGCUUACGCGGCAGGUGCUGAGCAACCACAACUGGCAUGGAUCCCGGAGCAGUGUCUCGGCUGUGGAGAAUGCCACACACCAGCAGCAAAAGCAGCAGGCGGCGGCGGCAGCUAGCCUCAGUCUGCGGCACUCCUUCUCCACCAGCUCCAACUACAAGCUGCGCGAGUGCACCGAGACGCUGUCCUCGCUGCUGCGCAACUCAACCAACACCUGCAGCAAGGACACACUGCUGUUUAUUGAUCAGCAGAGCCAUCACCACACAGCGGGCCUCAUCGAGGACGACGAUGAUUCGUAUAUGGGACGGUCCUUGUGGAUAUCCCCAGUGACGCCACACAAACUUAUUACUGUUUCGCCCAAGAAUUAGGUUGCGAUAUCGGGCUAUCUACAACACAGAACACACACAAAACACAAGCAGGAAACAGGACGCAGAACACGGACACAUACACAAAAACGCACUAUAGAUUUAAGCCUAAAGUUUACUUUAUAUUGAUAUUUUUACCGUUUAAGAACGAUCGAUAAGCAUUACGAGGACGUUAUACAACACGGUUUACUUUAGUAGGAUAUACAUAAUACGAUUGCUGCAAUAUGGCAUUAAGUGGAAAAGUUGAGAUGAAAACUUCUCUACGAAUUCAUUAAGAUUAAGGUUAUUUAUUCUGAUUUGAUGGCACUUUCUAAAGCCAACGACGAGAAGGACUCUUGUUCACAUUUUACCAAUUGACAUUGCAUUAUAUUCUGUAUAACUAUAAUAUUAGUGACUAGGCCAAACAGUGAAGUACAAUUUCGUUUCGAUUCGGUUUAGUUCACCCCACACCUCCCCCCGCUUAUAAGUACUAGCUUCUCUGUAUAGAUAGUUCUCCUCCAUCCCCUUCCGGAUAUGUAUCGAUGAAGUGCUUGGCAUUUUCAAUUAGGUUUAGUUCUCUUUUUCACGCGAAACCAAGUUUCAAACUACAAUUCUGUAUGCAUAGCUACUAUAUAGAUCUAGCUGUAAAAAUAUACCUUCACCUUGGGGGGGGGGACUACCUUGCACACUUUGAUUUGCCAUUUACCAAACGAUUUGCCUAAAACUUGUAAGAUUUGAGCACACAUAAAAGCAAACCGCUCUGGCACAGCGGUCUAAAUAUAUGUAUGUAUUUUUUUCGAUUCACAUUGGUUCUAUAUACCAGAUAUUAAUAUAGAUUGUAUACUGAAACAUAUUACUUUAUAAAUAGGUGUAUUGUAAAUGUAGAAAGCUACACCAAAACAUUAUAUUGAUAACAGUUUAAAGACUCUAUGGCAUUGUUUUUGCAAAAUGUUUAUUACAUAUACGUACUCUAUAUAUACAUUAUAUAUAAAUUAUACAUACACCACACAUCCAUGUAUACACGGAACGGAGGAAAAGGAUCGGGUCGGAGACUAUGGAAAGAUGGAAGGAAAUAGAAAAGAAGAAGGAACUUUAUUACGAUGUGUAAUGUUCAUUGAAUUCAUAAAUAAACGUGAAAUUGUUGGAAAUAA
Messenger RNA from Drosophila miranda, 5453 nucleotides. RefSeq names its product ubiquitin carboxyl-terminal hydrolase 43-like. The coding region runs from base 424 to 4326 and encodes 1300 amino acids. Gene Ontology annotation, molecular function: cysteine-type deubiquitinase activity. The record is from RefSeq and is a predicted model, not a curated record. Gene Ontology annotation, biological process: protein deubiquitination. NCBI's taxonomy places the organism in Eukaryota, Metazoa, Arthropoda, Insecta, Diptera, Drosophilidae. The transcript is spliced from 7 exons.